This is a messenger RNA of Ilyonectria robusta, 1701 nucleotides long. Its product is annotated as amino acid permease/ SLC12A domain-containing protein. The coding region runs from base 1 to 1701 and encodes 566 amino acids. Gene Ontology annotation, molecular function: amino acid transmembrane transporter activity. The record is from RefSeq and is a predicted model, not a curated record. NCBI's taxonomy places the organism in Eukaryota, Fungi, Ascomycota, Sordariomycetes, Hypocreales, Nectriaceae. Gene Ontology annotation, biological process: amino acid transmembrane transport. The transcript is spliced from 5 exons. Gene Ontology annotation, cellular component: membrane.
AUGGCCACCACCUGGAUAGACGGCUUCCGGCGUGCCGAGGUCCAUCCUCGAAGGAGUCGAAGUGGCGGCUACCAGCAGACCUCUCAGCCAGCGAUACCCGCAGCUGGGGACAACCGCUACGACCUGGUCGCGGCAAGCGCGAAGACGGCCAACACAGCUCUUGCGAGAGAGCUCAAAGGUCGGCACUUGCAGAUGAUUGCGUUUGGGGGUGCCAUUGGAACCGGGCUCUUCGUUGCCUCUGGAGCCUCCCUCCAUACCGGUGGGCCGGCUUCAGUUCUUCUCGCAUUCAUUGGAAUUGGCGCAAUGCAAUAUUGUACGAUGCAGUCCCUCGGCGAGCUUUGUGUCCUGUUUCCCAUUGCCGGUUCGUUCUCUGCGUUCUCGACUCGCUUCCUCGAUCCUUCAUGGGGAUUUGCAAUGGGGUGGAACUACUGCCUGCAAUGGCUUUUUGUCCUGCCCCUGGAAAUCAUCGCGGCUGCCUAUACUAUUAGUUACUGGAACGAAAAUAUCAGCAAAGCCCUCUUUGUCGCCAUAUUCCUCCUCGCUAUUAUUAUUAUUAAUCUAUUUGGAGUAAAAGCGUACGGUGAAGCUGAGUUUAUAUUCUCAAUCAUCAAAGUUACCGCCAUUAUUGGGUUUAUUUUACUCGCUGCUGUUAUUAACAUCGGCGGAGAGCCAGAAAGCGGGUACAUUGGAACUCAAUACUGGCAUAGUCCUGGCGCCUUCAAUAAUGGCUUCAAGGGCUUUUGUAGUGUCCUCGUGUCCUCUUCUGCAGCGUUCACAGGCACAGAAUUGAUAGGGUUGGCUGCCGCUGAGACAGCCAACCCUCGCAAGUCCCUGCCCACAGCUAUUAAGCAGGUAUUCUGGCGUAUCAUGAUCUUCUAUAUCGUCUCUCUCCUGCUCGUUGGAUUCUUGGUUCCCUCUAACGAACCUCGGCUCUUGAAUGGCAAGAGCAGCGUGGAUGCAUCGGCCAGCCCAUUCGUUAUUGCGAUAGAAACUGCCGGUACUACAAUACUCCCCAGUGUUAUGAAUGGUGUUAUCCUUGUUGCGGUUAUAAGUGUCGGCAACUCGGCAGUCUUUGGCUCUUCUAGGACACUACUUGCUCUGGCAGAACAAUCCCAUGCUCCCCACAUCUUCUCUUACGUCGACAAGCAUGGACGUCCCAUUAUGGCCAUUCUACUUGCCUCUUUUAUCGGUCUACUCGCGUUCUUGGCUGACCUGGAAGUCCACGGUGUUAUAUUUAACUGGCUUCUUUCCAUCAGCGCCCUGAGCACUCUAUUCACCUGGAGUAGUAUUUGCCUCUGUCACAUUCGAUUCCGCAAGGCUUGGGCAUAUAACUCACAUCCUCUGGAACAAUUGCCUUUCCGGUCCACUGUCGGCGUUUUCGGCUCCUGGUUCGGGCUCAUUGGCUACACACUGGUAUUGGUGUCCCAGUUUUGGAUCGCAGUUUCGCCCAUCAGCACAAGCUCAGAACCUAGUACUUCUGGAAAAGUCCAAACCUUCUUCCUCCGCAUUAUGGCAGUUCCAAUUAUUCUUGUGUUUUACAUCAUUCAUAAGAUCUGGUUUCGAACUCGAGGUAUCAAAGUUAGUGAGAUGGAUAUUAAGACGGGUCGACGAUACUUCCGCAUCCACAUUGCUUCUGAACAAGAGCAAGAGGAGCGGAUGAGAUGGCCGAUUUGGAAAAAGGCCUUCAGAUUUAUGUGUUAA